CAUGAAGUCGCCAUAUUCGUUCCACCUCGCCGAACGACCAGCCGUCGUGGAGGUGGAAGAAAGUAACCCCGCGACAAUAAUGACUCGGUGAUAACUCAGUGCUUCCAAGACAGAGCUCGCGACAGCCAUGCGGCUCCUUCUCGCGACCCUCGCCGUGUGCGCGGCUUUAGGUAGUUGUUCGAAAUUAAAGGGACUUCCGAUUAACCGUAAACAAAAAAUAAUUUCAUCGUUACGCGGCCAAGAUUCCAAAUUUCCAUUGCUUUCGCCGGAGAAGCAGUUUGAAUAUUUGCUUUACAUUAAAAAAGUUCCUAAAGGUUUCAAGCAACCUACCUAUACGAUCAGUGAAUAUGCGAAGUUAUUUUCGAAUUUAAUUACAGGAGUGCAAGGAAAGCACAGAAAUAAGAAACAUGUGCUAAGCAAAAGAAGCACCAGUAAUUUAAAGUGUCAUGAAAAUGGAAGAUUUUACAGAAACCCGGAUCGCACGGAAGAAGCAAUGUGGACAAAUGACGAGUGCGCCAAAUAUUACCUGUGUCUCCAGAAUGAGGUCUUCGAGUUUCGAUGUUCUCCGGGCCUACUUUUUGACGUGAACAGGCAACUUUGUGACCAGGCGCAGAAUGUUCACAACUGUGACGUGACUACUGAGACACAUAUCCCGAAGCCUCUGCUGGAAAACGGCUCGUGCGCCAACGAGACGCACCUCGCCUGUGCUAACGGGAACUGUGUUCCUGCGGAGUACUUCUGCGAUGGAUCCAACGACUGCGCAGACUCCUCUGAUGAAGGCUGGUGCGACGUGCAGUACGACCCUAAUUCUGCGGCGCCCUGCGACACGGGACUGUGCCAGUUGCCGGACUGCUUUUGUACCAAAACUGGGACUGAAAUCCCUGGCGGUUUAGUUCCAAAUCAGACUCCUCAAAUGAUCACCCUGACCUUCCACGGCCCAGUGAACCACGAGAACUGGGACGUGUUCACAAAACACUUGUUCACUCCUGAGCUCCGAAAUCCAAACGGCUGCAACAUAAAGGCGACAUUCUUCAUCCCGCACCAAUAUACCAACUACAGGCACGUGCAAAAGUUGUGGAACGAGGGGCAUGAGAUCGCUGUCAACUCUAUUACGAAUCGCGGUCCCGAAGAAUGGUGGUCCAAAAACGCCACUGUAGAGGAUUGGUUCGAUGAAAUGGUCGGUCAAGCGAACAUAGUCAACAGAUUCGCUAAAGUACGCAUGGAAGACUUCAGGGGCCUCCGCGUGCCGUACCUGUCGCUGGGCUGGAACCGUCAGUUUCUCAUGAUGCAAGAGUUUGGCUUCGUGUACGAUGCAACGGCGGUCGCGCCGGUGUCGGACCCGCCGUACUGGCCGUACACGCUCGAUUAUAAAAUGCCGCACAAGUGUUCCGGAAACCAGUACUGCCCAACGCGGAGCUACGCCGGCCUAUGGGAGAUGCCCAUAAACCCAUUCCUGAACGAAGGAGGAAAGGAAGGCGACGAAGUGUGCACGACCCUGGAACACUGCCCCAAGCUGACUGACAAAGAUGUGUAUGAUGUCCUGGUCAGCAACUUCAAAAGACAUUAUCUGAAGAACAGGGCUCCAUUUGGCAUUCAUUUGAAUGCGACGUGGUUGAAGAAUGCUGAAUAUUUGCAUGCAUUUAAGAAAUUUAUUAGUGAAUUAAUGAAACUACCAGAUGUCUACUUCGUGACAAACAAACAAGCUAUUGAAUGGAUGAAGCGGCCAACGCCAGUGCUCCAUACGAACAAGUUUGAGCCGUGGCAAUGCAAAAAUCACAGUUUGGAGGAUGUUGAAUAUGCCUGCCACAAACCAAGGACUUGUAAACUACAGUCAAAGGUUCUACAGCAUGAUAAAUACAUGAUAACCUGUCAGGGUUGUCCACAGAGCUAUCCAUGGAUAAGAAAUGAGUUUGGACUAGAUUAAUAUUUAAAAAGAAUGUACCAUCAUUGACACAGUUAAUUGACUAUUUAUAUAACUUGUUGCAACUAUGCUUGCCACA
Molecule: messenger RNA, 2000 nt
Organism: Cydia strobilella
Lineage: Eukaryota; Metazoa; Arthropoda; Insecta; Lepidoptera; Tortricidae
Gene: ChLD3
Product: chitin deacetylase 1
Exons: 9
Coding region: 128-1924 (598 amino acids)
Biological process (GO): carbohydrate metabolic process
Cellular component (GO): extracellular region
Molecular function (GO): chitin binding; protein binding
Source: RefSeq, a predicted model, not a curated record